AUGGUGACAACAAAUAUGGAGAUAGAUGAAAUCAAAAUUUUGAGAGAAUCUUCUUUACAUAAUAAUAAUCAGGAUAAUAAUAAUAGCAUUGAUAGUAAUAAAUACAAUAGUAAAAUUAAUAGUAAGAAAUAUGAUGGAUAUGAUAGAAAUCAGUAUUGGAAUUAUAAUGAAUAUUAUUUUUCUCAUGAUUUUGGAAUUUUUUCAGAUAAUGUUGAUGUAAAAAGGCCAGCAUUACCGAAACAAAAUAAACCAACGACAAAAAUAGCUGAAAAGGUUUUAAAUGUUGAUAAAGAGCUUAGAAGUGACCAAGUUAAACGAAGUAUUAUUGCACAAGAUGAUAAACUUAUUAUGCGAAUGCAUUUGAUAUAA
Entrophospora sp. SA101 is the source of this 369-nucleotide messenger RNA. The record is from the annotation of a GenBank genome assembly. NCBI's taxonomy places the organism in Eukaryota, Fungi, Glomeromycota, Glomeromycetes, Entrophosporales, Entrophosporaceae.